Molecule: messenger RNA, 1134 nt
Organism: Plenodomus lingam JN3
Lineage: Eukaryota; Fungi; Ascomycota; Dothideomycetes; Pleosporales; Leptosphaeriaceae
Source: RefSeq, a predicted model, not a curated record
AUGGCAAUCAGAGAUUUCGAGGAAGACAUUGACAACGCAGACGACAAGUAUCACGAGUCUUCCGACGAGGACUUCAAUCCCGAAUCAGCGCCUCCCGAGGACGUCUCGAGCUCUGAAGAUGAGGACGAGCAAGUCGCAACGAAAGUGGUGCAGCGCAAGGGCAAGCGGAAAGCGCCUGAUGAUGAGGAGCUAGACUCUGGGGACGAAGUGACGAUACAGGCGGCGCGCAAGAAGCGGUCAAAGAAGAACAAGAAGAAGGGAGCAAAAGCCGACGACGAUGAGCUGAUACUAUCCGAAGACGAAGGCGGCGAGGGUGGGCUGAUCAAGACGAGAGCACAACGCAGAGGGGAACACAGGGAACGAAGGCCCCUGGCAAGAACUCAAGGCGCAACAGUUGACGUUGAUGCAUUAUGGGCCCAAAUGACCGCCGCGCCUCUGCAACCUCUCCAACCAACCCUCGCACAAGAAACAGAUGCACCAAAAGACGAAUCCACAACCAACACAAUCCCCCCACCCAUCGCCGAGGAAGAAGAGCAAAUCCCCAUUCGCAAAGUCUACACCUUCGCCGGCCAAGACACCACAGAAGAGAAAUCCAUCCCCCGCUCCCACCUCCCCAAAUACCUCACCCUAGGCUGGAAACCUGUCGAUUCCACCGCCACCACCACCUCCCCCGAUCACCCCACCUCCCCAUCCACCACAACCGCAAACGCAACCGUGCCGCCAGUAUCUCAAAUCCGUCGGCCCCUCCGCCGCCCCACACGCUUCGACCCAAACCCCACAGGCUACGUCCGCGCCCUCGCCCCAGAACACCAACUCUUCUGGCCGCGCCAGCCUCCCAAAACAACCCACACACCCACCGCCCUAUCACGAGAGCAAGAAAGCACAAUGCCCCCUCCACCACCAGACACACAGGCCCCCGGCAAACCGCCCAAAGCCACCAAACUCAACGUCGUGGACAAGUCGCGCAUGGACUGGACGGGCUUCGUGGACAAGGAAGGUAUUGCCGAGGAAUUGGAUACCCAUGGCAAGACCAAGGAGGCCUACUUGGGACGCAUGGAGUUUUUGGCUGGCGUCGAGGCGAGGAGGGAGGAGGAGCGGUUGAAUGCUAAGAUGAAGGCUGCUGCGGCCGUGUAG